Messenger RNA from Miscanthus lutarioriparius, 1290 nucleotides. The record is from the annotation of a GenBank genome assembly. NCBI's taxonomy places the organism in Eukaryota, Viridiplantae, Streptophyta, Magnoliopsida, Poales, Poaceae.
AUGACCGGCACGGUGUCCAAGCUAGCCGCGCCCCGGCCGGCGGCGGCGCCGCUCCGGCCGGCGUCCCUCCGCACCGCCGCAAUCGCCUGCGCCCCCUCCCCGCGCCGGGUCAGCGUCUCCAUCGCCGGGCGAGCCAGGAGCCCCAUCAUUGCGAUGGCUUCUGCCAAGGAAGGAAAUGGUGCUCCGACCAAGAAGACCACGCUUCAUGAUCUCUACGAGCUCCAGGGUCUGUCCCCGUGGUACGACAACCUCUGCCGCCCUGUCACCGACUUGCUGCCCCUUAUCGCCAGCGGUGUUCGUGGGGUCACCAGCAACCCUACGAUUUUCCAAAAGGCCAUUUCAUCGUCCAGCGCAUAUGAUGAUCAGUUCAAGCAGCUCAUUUCGUCUGGAAAGGACGCGGAGAGUGCUUACUGGGAACUCGUUAUAAAGGAUAUUCAAGACGCAUGCAAACUUUUUGAGCCUAUCUACAACGAGACUGAUGGGGCCGAUGGGUAUGUCUCCGUGGAGGUGUCUCCUAGGUUGGCAAAUGACACUCAAGGAACUGUUGAGGCAGCAAAGUGGUUACACAAACUGGUCAACCGCCCCAAUGUCUACAUAAAGAUCCCUGCUACUGCGGAAUGUGUUCCUUCCAUCCAGGAAGUUAUCGCUAAUGGCAUUAGCGUCAACGUCACGCUUAUUUUCUCUAUUGCGAGAUAUGAGGCUGUGAUUGAUGCUUACCUUGAUGGGCUAGAGGCUUCUGGCUUGAGUGACUUAUCCCGAGUUACCAGUGUUGCAUCCUUCUUUGUCAGCCGAGUCGACACCCUUAUUGACAAAAUGCUUGAGAAGAUUGGAACACCUGAGGCACUUGCCUUGAGAGGAAAGGCUGCCGUCGCACAGGCCAAACUAGCAAAUCAGUUCUACCAGAAGAAAUUCUCUGGUCCAAGGUGGGAGGCGUUGGCCAAGAAAGGUGCCAAGAAACAGAGGUUGCUGUGGGCAUCCACCGGUGUCAAGAACCCAGCUUAUCCUGACACUCUUUACGUGGACAGUCUCAUUGGACCUGACACGGUCAACACGAUGCCCGACCAAGCUUUGCAGGCAUUCAUAGACCAUGGCACUGUUUCAAGGACAGUUGAUGCGAUUGUGUCUGAGGCAGAAGGUGUAUACAGCGCCUUGGAGAAGCUUGGCAUUGACUGGGAUGAGGUCGGAAAGCAGCUUGAGCUUGAAGGUGUGGACUCCUUUAAGAAGAGCUUUGACAGCCUACUUGUGAGCCUGCAAGAGAAGGGCAACAGCCUCAAGACGGCAAGUGUGUAA